GUGAAUUUUAAAAAUGUUUUCUACUGCCGUUCUGGCGCUAGCACUGUUAAGAGAAGUGCAUGGCCAACAAGACAUUGUAAAACCAAUCCAUUACAAUGUCACUUUGGAUCCGGAUUUCUCCAUGGGUCUUUUCAGCGGUAGUGUGACCAUAGAUUUCUUGGUACAGGCCAACACGACAAACAUCACCGUGCACGCCGAUUCUAUACAGAUUGUCACGGAGAAAGUGGGAAUCGUUAAUUCGUCCGGGCACAAUUUGAAAAUUCCGUCAAUUGAUAGGGAUGAGAAAAAUGGCGUCUACGUGAUACAAACAGAAGAUACCCUAACCGUAGGAAAUCUUUUCAAUUUGACUAUAAAAGAUUACACUGGAAACUUGCGUCAUCAAGAUAAAAUGGGAUUUUGCUUGAAUAGCUAUAUUGACCGUAACGGAAAAGAAAGAAAAAUGGCAAUAGCUCGAUUCAAACCGCAAGGGGCUAGAAGGGCGUUCCCAUGUUUUGACGAACCACACCAAAAGGCGAAGUUUUGCAUCAACAUCAUCCGACCCAGUACUCACCAGGCAAUUUCAAAUCAACCCCUACAGAAUACCAGAUAUUUGGGCGGAGGUCGAUUUCUUGACGAAUUCCAGGAAUCUUUAAAUAUGUCGACCUACUCAGUCGCGUUUGUAAUUACCGACUAUAAAUCGUCGAUGAGUCAUGGGCGACAUAGAAUUUUUGCCGAUCUUAAUAUGGCUAAUGAGAACGUGAACUUGCGUUUGGAAGAAGGGGCCGAUCUUUUGUCUAAACUGGAAGACAACAUUGGAGUGAAAUACCCGCUUUCUAAAAUAGAUUCAAUUGCUCUUCCAGAUCAUGAGGUGAUACGAGGAGAAGUGAACGGUUGGGGCCUACUGAGUUGCAAAAAUUCAAGUCUGGCGUACAACCUGAGCGAUCCUGAGCUCCAAACCAAUGCGUUGGAAAUGUCUCAGAGUUACGCCGAACAAUGGUUUGGUAACCACAUUUCCCCAGUGAGCUGGAACUACACCUGGUUAAAUGAAGGUUUGGUUUACUACUACGGAUAUCUCGGAGCGUCUUUGAUCGGUUGGGAUGCCAUGGAUCGAUACGUUUUGGAUUGCACACAGCACGCCCUCGCACUUGACAGCUCUGGAGAGGUCACAUUAAAUUCCAUAAGUAAUGGUACAGGGUUACAAAAUUACAAAGCUGGUGCCAUCAUGAGAAUGCUUCAGCAUUUCGUGACUAUGGAUGUAUUUCAAAAAGCGGUUAGGCUUUUUUUGCAAACCAACGCAUUCGAAGCCGUAAGCCCACUUGAUCUGUAUAACGCUGUCCAACGGAUUAUCGACAUAGAAAAUUGUCACGAUCUAAUUGGUGAUCACUCAGUCAACACCAUAAUGGCAAGUUGGGAAACGCAGGCAGGUUAUCCUAUUGUUAAUGUGACCAGGAAUUAUUCAAGUAGCAGCUUAACCGUGACACAAGCUAGAUUCUCAUCAAAUUUGAAUGGAUCAUCAGUAGUCGAUAAUCUCUGGUACAUUCCGUUAAGUUACACUGCGGAGACGUACAGUGAUAAACAGUUUUGUACGACCAAGACCGAUGUUUGGAUGUCUCAAAGGAAUAUGACGAUAGAUGGUGUUCCCUCCAAUGGCUGGAUCGUGUUUAAUAAACAACAGACUGGUUUGUACAGAGUAAAUUAUGACUCGGAAAACUGGAGGAGAAUCACUGGGUGCUUGCGCGAACACAAUAUUAGUGAGAUUGACACACUGAACAGAGCCCAAUUAGUGGAUGACGUCUUCAGUCUAGCUCAAGCGGGCCAAUUAAGCUUCGACGUAGCUUUUAACUUAAGCACAUAUAUUAGUAGAGAACACGCAUUUGCACCAAUUGCUUCAUUUUUAAAUAACGUAAUGGCGCUGUACAACAAACUAUCACCAGAAAAUGGUCAUGAGCAGCUUAGGACGUACUUGGGAGAUAUGCUUAAUGGAGAAGCAAUCAGUUGUUUGUCAGAUGAAGAAAAUGUGAACGAUACCUUAUCAGAAAAAUUAAAUCGGGUACAGAUUUUAAAUGCCAUGUGCAUUAUUGGAAAUGAAAAGUGCGAGAGCUACGUCUUUAAAAAGUUCCAACUUUGGAAUCGAAAUCCUGAAAAGCACAGGAUUCCUCCCAACGUGGAACCGGCUACUUUAUGCGGGGGAAUACGCUUUGGCAGUCAAUCGGAGUGGGAUUCGCUGUUCGCGAAAUACAAAACGAGCACAGACGAUAGGCGUAAAAAGCUAUACUUAAACGCGCUUGGUUGCGCGAACAGCAAUAGCACUGUUAAAGGGUUUUUGCAAGAAAUACUGAAGUUCCGAGAUAUUGACUCGAAGGACAAAGUUGACGCAUUUAAAUCGCUAGUCCAAAGCUCUUUGGACGUAACUUUCAUUUUUGAUUUCGUAACUGCAAAUUUUGAUAACGUUAUAGACACGUUUCCAGAUGCCCUUCCAGAAAUUUUAAAAACUCUCGCGAAAAAGCUCUCGACAAAUCAACAUCUUGAACAGAUGGAGAGAUUAAAAAACAGAUUUCCAAGGUGGACUAGUACCGCAUUUGAGGAGCCGCUGCAAAUUGUCAAGGGGAACGUAGAAUUUAACGAGCGAUUUGGUAAAAGUAUCAAAAAUUGGUUUUCUGGUUAUCUUGCCAGUCGAAAGAGUGGAAGUUGUGUGAACGAAUUUAGUGUGACGUUAAAGGUACUUUUGGUAGGCUGGGUUUUUGUAGGUAUAAACAAGUAUUGGAUUUGAAAAUUCGUGUCAGGAUCACUUUUUUAUGAAUAUAGUGCUUUUAUUUUAUUUUCGUAAUAUCAAGUAUCACAAUGUAUGUAAGUUGAAGAGUACAAGGUCAGUUGUGUGUUAUUAAAAUUCAUCCCUAAAAUAAAUAAACUUCUAACAG
Photinus pyralis (common eastern firefly) is the source of this 2897-nucleotide messenger RNA. Its product is annotated as aminopeptidase N-like. Lineage: Eukaryota; Metazoa; Arthropoda; Insecta; Coleoptera; Lampyridae. The record is from RefSeq and is a predicted model, not a curated record. Gene Ontology annotation, biological process: peptide catabolic process; proteolysis. The transcript is spliced from 12 exons. Bases 14 to 2749 code for a protein of 911 amino acids. Gene Ontology annotation, cellular component: cytoplasm. Gene Ontology annotation, molecular function: metalloaminopeptidase activity; zinc ion binding; peptide binding.